UUGGGCCUGAAGGCCCUUACUCACGACGACACGCUCGUCGCCAACGCCAAGGACACCGUUGUCUCCUCCAACGGCGAGAUGAAGCACAAGCUCAACGCCGGUUCUUACGGCCAGGUCCUCGCCCCCGGUAACGAGAACGACUUCGAGCACGUUUUCGUCGGUGGCUGGCUCUGCGAGAUCCCCACUCUCCCCGGUCUUGACGGUGUCUGCGCCACCGAGUCUGAGGGCUGGGCCUACGCGGGCCAGACCGGUCACGCUGAGAUCCUCACCUCUGACAACUACUCCAAGAUCGGUUGUGCUCUGUACGCCGGUAUCUGGUGCUGCGAUCUCGCUUAA
Molecule: messenger RNA, 336 nt
Organism: Macroventuria anomochaeta
Lineage: Eukaryota; Fungi; Ascomycota; Dothideomycetes; Pleosporales; Didymellaceae
Exons: 1
Source: RefSeq, a predicted model, not a curated record